Selaginella moellendorffii is the source of this 1249-nucleotide messenger RNA. RefSeq names its product small glutamine-rich tetratricopeptide repeat-containing protein alpha-like. The transcript is spliced from 5 exons. The record is from RefSeq and is a predicted model, not a curated record. Gene Ontology annotation, molecular function: protein binding. The coding region runs from base 29 to 931 and encodes 300 amino acids. NCBI's taxonomy places the organism in Eukaryota, Viridiplantae, Streptophyta, Lycopodiopsida, Selaginellales, Selaginellaceae.
UUGCUAGAGCUCACUCUCAAAAGAUAUCAUGAUAACUCUCGAUGCUCGCAACUUUCUUCCACCGCUGGGCAAGAAUCUGCAAAUCCAGCACCAGCAGCCACAGCACAAGCUCAAGCCGACGACGACGAGAAGAAAAUUGGCCAUUUUGUCGACGAUUGGAGUGCCAGCCACUUUGCUUUUCGGCUUGACGAGUGUGGCUCGGUGCGAGCAAGUGAGGCUGGAAGACGUUGACAAUCCAAAGUUGCGGGAGGCGAUUCGAGCAGCUGUAAGUGGUGACUUUGAUUAUGCCGAGGCCCUCUUCUCGGAGCUUCUAUCCGAGGAUGAUACAAAUGCUAGCGUGUGGUCCAACCGUGGAAACGUGAGAGUGUCACUCAAGAAGUACCAGCAAGCGCUAGAAGAUUACACGAAAGCAGUAAUUCUUGCGCCUGGAGCACCAGUUCCGCUGCUCAAUCGAGCCAUUGCGAACGAGGCGCUAGGAAACUAUGGCGAUGCCAUUGCUGACUGUGAGGCAGCCAUUAAAAUCGAUCCUCGGGAGUACGCAGCGUGGUAUAAUCUGGGAAACGUGGAUGUUCGUGUCAAAAACUAUGCUGCUGCUGCAAGUGCUUACGAGAGAGCUGCCACUUUAGCUCCUGGAAUCGCAGGAUACCGAUUCAAGCAAGCACUAGUUCUCUUCCAGCUAGAUCAAGUCCAAGCAGCAAAGAAAUUGCUGCAAGGCCUCGUGAGGAAGUAUCCCAACUAUGCCGAAGCUCAUGCAGCAUUAGCAGCUCUUCUCUGGAAAGAAGGCAACCGAAGCCAAGCAGAAGACCAGUUCAAUCAAGCCGGCGUGCAAAAUCCAAAUUUUAGCGAUGCAAGGUGGAUAGGCUCGAGCUUGGAAUGGCCUCCUGCCGUGGUUGACGCAAUGGACAAGUUCCUGGAGAUCAAUAUCAAGUAAGUGGAAGAACGCAAGAGUCUAUUAGUUCGCAAGUUUGUGGGGAGAGGCGAAUGGAAACAUGGAAGUCUAUCCGCGCUCAUGCUCUAGUUUUCCUCGUGUAUGCCUUCAUCGUCAGCAGAGCAAGGAAGAGCAACUUGGAGCGGAGGUGGAGCUUGUGGAGUCGAUGGAGUCGAUGAAGUUGAUGGCGAUGAAGGGCAAUAAUCAGCAGGAGGGCUCGCUUGCUCAUUACUUUCGGAAUUGUACAUGGGAGAGACUGUGUAGGAUCUGUGAUAAAUCAUUGAUCACGUAUAAGAAACCAAAGCUUCUACACAAUUUUUA